AUGGACCGCAACCGCAAGCGCAAAGCAGCCGACGGCGCGUCCCCAAAGGUCGAGAGCAGCACAAGCAAGCGACAAAAGACGACACUGGAACACGAGACCCCGCAGACGACGACAAAGAUUGGCCUCCAUUUUAUUGACCAUCUCAAGUCGGCCAAGGACAAGACAGGCCGCUUGAUCGCCGACCUGUUCAUCGACCUGCCCAGCAAGCGAGAACUGCCCGACUACUACCGCACAAUCAAGCUACCCAUUGCCAUCCAGACCGUCCAGGACAAACUCGAGCGCCAUGAAUACCCCACCCUCAGUGUCGUCGAGAGCGACAUCAAGCGCAUGGUUUCCAACGCAAAGCAAUACAACGACGACAAGUCGACCGUCUACCAGGACGCCGAGCGCAUUCGCAAGGCUCUGUCCAACUUCAUGACCAAGCACAAUCCCGCAUACAAAGACCCCAACUACGUCGCUCUUCCCACUCCCAUUCCCGGUCACGACGACGAUGCCUCUGCCUCUUCGGCGCCUCCGACGCGCGAUCCCAGCGAGCAGCCCAAGAAGAUCACCCUCUCCCUCAAGGCGAAUCGCGACCGCAAGUCCUCCGCCGCUCCAGCCGCCGCAUCGAGCCCGGCCGCUGCUCUGGAGACCUCAGACCCAGAUGACUUUACCGGCAAGACAUUCCAACAAGCACAGGAACACCUUGUCAAUGGUCUGAUCAGCCACACGGAUCAAGAUGUCGACAUCUUCCAACCCUUCGUCACGCUACCUCCACGGACCUUGACCGACUACUACGCCGUCAUCAAGAAGCCCGUGUCACUCAACGCCGUGCGCAAGCGAGUACGAGGACAACACGGCCGUGGAUCCGCAACGUCACAGAGCGACUUCAAGACUUGGGACUCAUUCGAAGAAGAGGUUUCAUACAUCUGGCGUAAUGCAAGGGACUACAACGAGGAUGGAAGCGACAUCUACAACCUGUCCGUCGAACUCGAGGAUCUCUUCAAGGAACGUCUGGCAACUGCGAAAGCUCAAGUCGACGAGCCCGCACAACCAAAGAUCAAGCUCAACGCUUCACGACCGAAAGCUGUCCUGCAUCUCGGCGCAAGAGGAUCGCCAGCUCCUACUAGUACUCCUGCGAAAGAGGCAAUCACCAACGGACAGAAGACUCCUGUCGCAACGGGCCCACGACCUACCAGCAGUGCCGCCGGUUCACGAUCGAACUCGCAGGUUCCUUCUUCAGUCAAGCAAGCGAGUGUCAGCGCAUCAAGCCCAGUCGUCACAACCGCGGUCAAGACGGAAACGACAGUGGCUGCGUCGCCAUCGCUUGCGACCGUUCGCCCACAGAGCAUCGCUCCGGACGUCAAGCAGAGUCCAAGAGCAGGAACGGCCACUUCCAUGCCUCCUCCGCCUUCUGUCCGUGCGAUAAGUGGCAGCCCGCACCCUUCAAUGCUGCCUCCUACCCCUUACGUCCCGCAAUACGUACCGCCGCCGCCAACCUUUGUCGACAAGUACACUCGCUCAAAGCCUGCCUCGGAAGCCCUCUUACCGAGUCUGGUUAUCGCAACACAUCCUCAGCUCAACCUUGCCAAGCCGAUUCACCUCGACGUUCCUGCUUCCAAGCAAUUCACUCAGCAGUCUUUAACAAUGUCAAUCCCUGCCGCUAGUUACUACAUCAGCAUCAUCCCUACCGUCUCGCAACGUCUCCUGGCACAACGACAGUACAAGCUGUUCGUCACAGUCAACGGCACUCGUCUGAUGGGCAUCACUCGCGAUUUCAAUGUCGGAGAGCCCCAAAGGAAGCAAGUCUACGACACAGCCCUCACUCCUGGUGUCAACAGAAUCGAGGUCGAGGUCGUCGCUGUCGCUAGUAAGAGUGGGGAACUUGAGGUCGAGAAGACGAUGGUGUUUGCCAACCUCAUCAAAUAG
Molecule: messenger RNA, 1908 nt
Organism: Aureobasidium subglaciale EXF-2481
Lineage: Eukaryota; Fungi; Ascomycota; Dothideomycetes; Dothideales; Saccotheciaceae
Exons: 6
Coding region: 1-1908 (635 amino acids)
Biological process (GO): chromatin remodeling
Cellular component (GO): RSC-type complex
Molecular function (GO): protein binding
Source: RefSeq, a predicted model, not a curated record